Messenger RNA from Melanaphis sacchari, 629 nucleotides. RefSeq names its product cytochrome c oxidase assembly factor 3, mitochondrial (gene Ccdc56). Lineage: Eukaryota; Metazoa; Arthropoda; Insecta; Hemiptera; Aphididae. The transcript has 2 exons. Gene Ontology annotation, biological process: mitochondrial respiratory chain complex IV assembly. The record is from RefSeq and is a predicted model, not a curated record. Gene Ontology annotation, cellular component: mitochondrial inner membrane. Bases 348 to 611 code for a protein of 87 amino acids.
CAUGCUCAAUCAAUGCUGGUCAUAAUAUAGUAAUAUUAUUACUCAAUAUUUUUUGUUCUACGUUGCCUCUGUUGUGCAACUGUUCAGUGUAAGUUAUGUUUUAAAUCUCGUACGUUUUAGGUCCAGCUUUAUUGUGAAGAAGUCGACGAUCUUAGUAGGCAUGCAUUCUUAUAAUUCUUACUAUAACUAUCACUCAUGAGUUUGUUCAUAGAAUAAAAUAUACAAAUUCACGUUUUUAUUGGACACACUAGCACUGAUUACAAUAUUUAAUAUUUAAUAGCUAUUAGUGUCCGACCAUUACUAAAAUACUGAACAGAAAGCAAGUGAGCUAAUACAUUCAACUUGCUAUGGCUAACAGUGAUCAGAUGCCCAAAGUUGAUUUCAUGAAAGACGGUGAAAUUGAUAAAAGAUUACUGCAACAGAUAAAAUUUGUUGAACGCCAAAAUCUGAUCCGUGCUACUAGGUUGAACCGUAUGCGUAGAAACGCUCGUUAUACAGGUUUAUUAUUAGGCGGUAUUACGUUAAGCAUUUACGGAUAUUCUAUUUAUUCAAUAAAGCAGGAAACGUUCUUGGAUGAUUUCGAGGAACCUGCAGUAACUGUUAAGCAAUAAUAAAUUAUAUACUCUCAU